Leptopilina heterotoma is the source of this 2578-nucleotide messenger RNA. RefSeq names its product espin (gene f). Gene Ontology annotation, biological process: actin filament bundle assembly. The coding region runs from base 177 to 2276 and encodes 699 amino acids. The record is from RefSeq and is a predicted model, not a curated record. NCBI's taxonomy places the organism in Eukaryota, Metazoa, Arthropoda, Insecta, Hymenoptera, Figitidae. Gene Ontology annotation, cellular component: cytoplasm. The transcript has 12 exons. Gene Ontology annotation, molecular function: actin filament binding.
CCUUUGUUCAUAUCGUUAAUGUGAAAUUGUUUUUUUAACGGAUCUCUUGUGAGAUUCCUAAUACGCAUGGAAUUCUGGUGAUAACAAAAAAAAGAACUUCUUCUUCUUCUUCUUCUUCUUCUUUCGUUUGCCUCAGCUAGAGGUAGACAAUAAGAGCGGCAAAUGGUUCUUAAAGAAUGGAAAGGGAUCGGCGAGGAUCGGAAUAUUUUGAAAAUAUGAGCGAGACAACGUCUUGCAGCUGUUUAACGAGUUCCGUUGAAAAGUGCUCGUUACGCAGCUGUAGUAUGUUUCAAGAGCCAUUCUUCCUGCAUCCGCCGAGCACAAGGCCACGUGAUGGGAUUUACAUAAAUCCAAUGAGCGCAUUUAUUGAGCCACAAAAAGCAAAGGAAACUGAAUCAUUUUAUCUUCAUAGUCCAAACGAUCUUGUUUACACGAGGAUCACACAAAUAUUUGGUGACACGCAAAAAUCACGCAAUGGCGAACGAAAUAUCAUCCAGAGGAAAGAUGAAACUUUAACAGUGAAAGUGGACGUGCACAUCAAUAACGGGACCUACAAGCCCAUCAGCAACGGGCACUCGAUAAGGUCGGACUCAAUAAUCAAGGACACCAGUGAGCAUGCAUACGAACAAAUUUGCUUACGUCAGGAAGAAAAUGAUAGCAGCGUCAGUUCUUCGUUUCAAAAAAAAUUGUCCGAUAACGCAUCCGAUGGCAGUCGGUCUCGAAAAACUGAUCGCCGUUAUAGUAGAUCAAGCAGUGCAAGCGAAUGUUCAAAUAUGAGUAGUGAAAUUCAUUGUUUCUCCUCGACAACAUCAACGCCAUCGCUCUCAAGAAACAGUAGUAAUGAAAGAAUAAGUAAAAGUCCCAAAAUCACGGAAAUAACAGAAAGAAAGGACUCAAUCAGCUCAAAAGUGGAAAGUGAAAAGGGGAUAAAGACAAUCAGUAAUGGGUCCAGCGUUCUCAGGCCACCGCCACCGCCACCUCUUCCACCACCACCGGAAAUUGAGGAGGUUUUUGUCAGUCAAAUAAAAGUUGUCGAAAAUAUAACACGAGAGGAGAAAAAAGAUGUCAGUGAUUCAAACGGACUUGAUAGUAAAAGUGAGACUGGAAGUCUUUCCUCUUCGACCAACAAGACCGAUGCAUCCUGCGAACAGGCGGAAGUCAAUUCUGCCAGUCCACCGGUAGAUAUCGAAGAAAUUAAAUCAUCUCAGGUGUCACAUCUCGUGAGUAAACACAUGGUACUGCCCUUCAUUCCGCCCACGUUCACAAAUGCCGCCGAUUCCAAUACUUUACUGAAGCCUUCCGAAUAUCUCAAGAGUAUCUGCAAAGUGCCUCAAAAGAAGUGCCUCUCCAAAGCAAGAUCCGUGGACAAUUUGGAUAUUCAAGGCAGAUCAAGCGACGACGAGGAGCAGAAAACCGAGGAGGACUCGAGUCCUCCUCCGGGACCACCACCUCCUCCGGCUCUACCAUCUUCGACGCCGAAGAUUCAUGGAAGUCCAACUUCCGCCACAACACCUGAAACCGAAUCUCCAAAGCCACUGCAACAGCCCCUUGCCACUAUAAGUAUUCACGAUCUGACGAGCGUUCAACUCAGGCGGACAAAUAUUAAAAUGCACGCAUCGAAAACAUUUUCAGCGCCUCCACCUCGAAGUGUAUCCAUGACAAAUGUGUCCGAACCGUUUCUAAUCCAGAAGACCGACCUGAUAGCGGAACUGAAACAAACAAAAGACAUUCCAGGAAUUAAAAAAUUAAAAGUGGAAAGAGCUCAAGUUGAAAAAUCACAGGAACAAAAUUUAAUUUCCGAAAUUAAUAAAGCAUUUAAUGUCACAAAUUUUGUCGAACAGAUUCCAGAAAAGGAUAGUUCAGGAAAUGUAAUACCAAUUUGGAAACGUCAGAUGCUUGCGAGGAAAGCUGCAGAGAAAGCUAAAAAGGAACUUGAGGAGCAAAUUGCCCGGGAGAACGAGGAGAGACGACAAAAAGCCAUACCACCUUGGAAGAGACAACUUCUUGCUAAAAAAGAUAACGAAGAUAAAAAAAGCUAUUAUCAACCUCAAACAACUGUGACAACGGGUUCCACGUUAAAAAUUGAAAUAACACCAGCAACGCAAAGAGAAUCAACGACAGCGACAUUACAAUUAAAACCAAAAGAGGUGAAAGUGGAAAAAGUUGAAAAAGAAGAAAAACGAAUUGAAACGAAUUACGAUUCGGACGAAGGUCAAAUAAUUCCAUGGAGAGCUCAAUUACGAAAAACGAAUAGUAAAUUAAAUAUUCUCGACUGACUUUGAAUUUUUUUUUUUUAUAAUAAUACAAAUGUUUCAAUUUGACGAAACGCUAUAAACUAUGUAUGCAUUGUUUUUUUUGACGAUAAUUUAUAUUUUAAAAUUAGAUUGUAAUAGCAAAGACUCAUUCAAAGACUCAUUUUUGAAUCAAGUACGCUUGUGUAAUUUGAAUUUUUCAGUGUAACUGAUUCAAAUUGUGCAAAAAAAAAUUGUCCCUUUUUUUAAAUAAAAUUGUCCCUUUUAUGUUCUAAUGAACAUUUUCGCUCGAAAUUUAUAAAGAAAAAUUUAUAUAUCUGUUCAAA